GGUCCUGGCCUUGACCGAGGGAAACCGUGUGCUAUGGACGCCGAAAACUAGGACGAUAUGCAAUUACAAACCAAAGCGCGUGGUUAUUGACUUGGGAAUCUGCAUAUACUCGCUCUGGUUGCUGGCACUCAUCGGCCUUUUCAAGUGAAUCGUCUUUCUCAGUCCUCCCUUGCUGACUAUCUGGGUGGAGUGAGAGAAAGGUAGAAAGAGUGUGUGCGAGCGAGAGUGAGAUCCGUUUCAUCGCGGCGCAGACAGAAACCGCCGCCAAGUAUAAAGGUGAAUUUUUUUGCUCCGUAUGCGAGACAGCGAUUUUCAGCCAAUUCUUGUCGCUAGAAUUCUAUGUCUCAUCACCAUUCAGGAACAUUACUACUCAGAUUGAAGCUUUCUGGAGCAAUAUUCAAACCUCCGCAGCACUAACUGAACCAAUAUCCCUUGGAUUCGAAACUGAAGAUACAUUUGGCCGGGAAUUCUAACAUCAUCCGCAGGUGUUUUAAAUCCCUAAUACCAUGGCUAGCGGCAAAGACAUCAUCACGCACACCCUGGGCACGAAAUCCCCCAAGGGCACCGCAGAUAGGAAGAAGCGCAAGCGUCCCUCAAAGAAGGUCCCCACCACUGUAGUCGAAGCAACCUGCACCGAUUUCAUGGACCUGGUGCUAAAACUGACAGGUGCAGAAGAAGAGAGAAGGGGAAAAUCCGUUUCUGACCCUCCGCCAAGCAUCUCUCCUGCUCCUCCUCCUCCCACCGCCAACGUCCAACAAGGCAACCCCCGAACCUCUCAGACAUACUUCCAAGACCUUCUCCGCAGCAAAACCGCAUUGGGCAAAGUUGACCUCGAUGAAGGUUCCUUUUCCCCUAGAAACAAUUAUACUUCUGCGCCAAACUCCAACUAUGCGAUGCGAAGCCUGGAUCAUUACGACCAGCAACCCGAGACAUUUGGACAGUACAACAGCUACCGCAAAUUUUCGCCUACCAACUGACGAGACGCCGAAGAGGAGAAUCUGAAUUGGUUCGGUUCCCGCUCUGAAUCGUUCAAGGAAUCCUCGAGGGCUCCACCGAAUGAGAUUUCGUCAACGUCUUCGCAGACAAAGCGAGACAAAGCGGGUCCUUCGAGUUACUGAUUCUCGAUGGACCACAUGCCUCAAAGGCGCGCUUGAGUAGAUUGGAUGAGGAAGCAAAACAUUUGCAUUGUACAUACUCAUGCCGGACUCGUCUUAUACGAUUAUUGUAUAGUUUAAGAGAUUAUGGAGGAAACGCAACUGAGGCUUGUUUGAACCGACAAUUUAGUUGUUGUCUAUGCAUGGUUCAUCGAUUUGGCUUCGACAGAUGCUAGUUUCCUCAGUUAAUCCAAGUUCAUCUGCAGCUUUUGUUAUAAUCGCUGAUAUGAUAUCAGAAGGUCCUGUGGCUCCGUUUCAGUAAGAUAAACACAGGCUUCGAAGAACCUACAGGCUGCACCUUCCUUCCAAUGUUUGAUACUCAUAGUAUUGGGUUUCUCUGAUAUGGUUCGCAUACAGAGAAACUAAGUUCAGAAAAGCGGCAUUUAAUGGAGUUUCCAAACAAAGGUUUCCCAAAUUAGUACCUGAUUAUCGUUAGGAUCAUUUUGUUAGGACACACAAUCCUUUAAAACCCUUGCCUAGUUUUAUAUUCUUUUGAUUCUCAUGUGAUGAAUCAAAGUCUUUUUUCUAUGACACUGUAUGAGCAAGGGUCAAAGCAUUUACCUGUCUUUUUCCAUUUA
Messenger RNA from Physcomitrium patens, 1732 nucleotides. RefSeq lists its product as uncharacterized. The record is from RefSeq and is a predicted model, not a curated record. NCBI's taxonomy places the organism in Eukaryota, Viridiplantae, Streptophyta, Bryopsida, Funariales, Funariaceae.